Molecule: messenger RNA, 4503 nt
Organism: Cornus florida
Lineage: Eukaryota; Viridiplantae; Streptophyta; Magnoliopsida; Cornales; Cornaceae
Exons: 9
Coding region: 132-4286 (1384 amino acids)
Biological process (GO): mitotic chromosome condensation; meiotic chromosome condensation
Cellular component (GO): condensed chromosome, centromeric region
Molecular function (GO): histone binding
Source: RefSeq, a predicted model, not a curated record
CGAGUUUAUCAAUUCGUUUUUUUUCCAUGGUAUAAUUGUAUAAAAGAGAGCCUCAUAUGACCAAAAAACAAAAAAAAAUGUGAAUACCAUGAAUUCUAUCUUGAUCAUUUUGAUCCCAAACUGCGCGUUUUAUGUUUAAGCGGGAAUGCCAAAAUUUGAAGCACUUUGGGGGCAGUAGAGAGAGAGAGGGGGGGGAUUGCCUAGACGCAGCGACCCCCAAAGUUCCGACCAAAUCAACCAUGGAAGAAGCCAUAUAUCGAAUAGUCUCAGAUGUAGAAAACCACCAUUCUCUGGCCGACCUGAGCUCGCAAACACCCAUCUCCGAAUCAACCCUCUUAGCUCUCCAAACCCUCUUAGACUACACUCUCAACAGCAACGACCCACUUGACAUUGACCGUCUCUACGAUCAACUCUCAUCAAAGAACCUCUCGCCGUCGUCACUCGUCCGUCCAAUCACAGCGGCAAUGGACUCCGGCCCCACCCACCUCUCUGUCUUGGCCUCAAAAGUCUAUCUCUCUCUACUUCUCUCCCCAAACGCACCUGUUUUCACACUUUUCACUCCCAUGGCUUUUCUCUCUCUGCUUCGCUCCGUCCGCAGGUCUCUCAAGAACCCAAAUUCGGGAUCGCUGCCUCCUCCUUCGGCUGAAAAUCGGACCCGGAAGAAGAAGGGCGGUGGUCGUGCAGGGCCUUCACGGAAUCGGUGUAGAAACGAUGAGAAUGAUGGAGAUGAGAACGAAGGGAGACCAUUUGAUGUUAGAGAAUUGUCCCCUCUUCUCGAAAGGUUAGAACUUGUUCUGGGUUUGAUUCAUUUGGAUCGAUUUUUGGAUAGUUUGAAGUCUUUGAUUCAAACUGUGGCUGAAAUUCCUGUAAUGGCACUUGAAUUGUGUGGGAAUUCAGGGAUUUAUACAAAGCUUUGUGAUUUGUGUUUGCGAAUUUUAAGCGAACUCCUAAGACCCGAGCAUGGCGAUCAGGCAAUUACUGCAGCUGAGGUGUUGAAGUUACUGUCUCCUUUGAUUCUUAUGCUUAAAUCGCAGGCACGGACAUUUGCAUUGGGGUUUGUAGUGAAUCGAAUGAUGGGAAUGGCUAAGGAUUCUGAUGAAAUCAAGAAGGCAAUUGUGAAUCUUCCCAAGUAUUUAGUCCAAAAGGCACCGGAGAGGUCUGAGCCUCGGGCUGCAGCUGUGGAAUCGAUAAUGGAGAUUGUUCGAGCUAUGGAAUUCGAGGAUCAAGUUGUGUUUGCUGAUUAUGUAGUGAAGAUGGCCCAAGGUAAGGCUCACCUUAGGCUCUUGGCUGUUGAUCUUAUUUCAAUGUUAAUGAUGUCAUUGAGAGAUCCAUUGGGUCUGGGGGUGAAUUCAGAGAAUGGGGUUGAGAAUUCUUGGGGCCUGGGGUGUUUGGAGGCUUUGAUUCAGCGAUGUUCGGAUGCAACUGCUGGGAUUCGAGCUCGGGCUCUGACAAAUCUGGCACAGUUGGUGGGGUUCUUAUCAGCCGAUGAUAGGAGUAGGGCAGUGUUGAAGGAAGUAAUAGGGUUUGGUGAUGAGGGGUGUAGUAGGCAAGAAGGUGGGAUGAAAGAUCUUUUAAGGAAGAGGUGUACGGAUGAGAAGGCAGCGGUGAGAAAGGCUGCACUUCUUCUGAUUUCCAAGUUAACAGCUCUUUUAGGUGGUGCCUUCGACACAGUCGUGCUGAAGACAAUGGGCAUGGCAUGUUCGGAUCCACUUGUUAGCAUAAGGAAAGCGGCAAUUUCAGCUCUCUCAGAGGUCUUUAGGACAUUUUCAGAUGAAUUUGUGACUAAGGAGUGGCUACAUUCUGUUCCACGUUUAAUAACUGAUAAUGAAUCUAGCAUUCAAGAAGACUGUCAGAAUUUGUUUCUUGAACUGGUAUUGGACAGGGUGUCUAGAGCUGGAUCUACUAAUUCUCUGCAUAGAGAAACCAGUUAUGAUCCAAAUAACACGAAAAAAAGUUUCGAAAGGGAGUUUGAGUUGUUAUAUCCCAAUGGUGUUUUGGGUCUAUUGAAAGAGAUCUGUAAUGGGGAGGUGAUACCUUGGGUGAAGAAGAUCUGCUCAAACCUAGGAAAGAAGAAACUGCUCAAGCCAAAAAUUGCUAUUGCACUUCAGAAUAUUAUAAGGACAUCCGAGUCUAUGUGGUUGAGCUAUUCCAUGCCAAUAGAGAAGUGGACAGCCCCUCCUGGUGCUUGGUUUCUUCUGUCAGAGGUCUCAGCAUUCCUUUCAAAAGCAGUAGACUGGGAGUUCCUCCACCACCAUUGGCAACUCCUUGACAAGUUUGGACUGGGGCCUGAACUUAAGAGCCCUCUUAGACAAGGAGGUGUGGAUGAAGAGAUAUUGGGCUUAGACUCGAAUUCAGUUUCUUGGGCUGGAGACCGAGUCUUCCUCUUACAAACAAUCUCUAAUGUUUCUGUGGAGCUGCCUCCUGAGCCUGCAGCAGAUUUAGCUCAUAACUUGCUCAAACGAAUUGAAGAGUUCAACAUGCAUUCAACAGAGGUUAAUGCUCAUGUAAAAGCACUCAGAACAUUGUGCAAGCGGAAGGCUAUGAAUCCGGAGGAGGCUGAUGGCCUUGUUAUGAAAUGGGUACAACAACUCCUCUCUAAAGCUUCACAAAUUCUAGAAAUGUAUAUGUCAAAGGAAUUAGAAGCAAAUAAAGACAGUAGCUUUCUUACACCGCCUAGAAGUGGGACAAGGAAGGGCAAGAGAGCAUCAACUGCCAUGUCCAAAUUAUUAUCACGAGCAAUUACUGCAGUUUACACUAUUGGGUCUUUGGUCAUUGUUUGUCCGUCAGCUGAUUUAAAAGCCACGAUUCCACUUUUACACACCAUUAUUACUUCGGAGAGUUCUGACCUGAAAGAUAAUAAAUUACCGGGCCCUGCAGUUUCUAUAAAGCAGAUGGCCCCUUCCUUGUACAUUCAUGCUUGGCUAACAAUGGGGAAGAUCUGCCUUGCAGAUGGGAAACUUGCAAAGCGUUAUAUUCCUCUGUUUGUGCGGGAGCUUGAAAAGACUGACUGUGCAUCCCUUCGCAAUAAUAUUGUGGUGGUGAUGGCAGAUUUUUGUGUACGGUAUACAGCUCUAGUUGAUUGCUACAUAUCAAAGAUCACCAAGUGCCUCCGUGAUCCAUGUGAACUUGUCAGAAGGCAGACAUUUAUAUUGCUCUCAAGAUUAUUACAGAGGGACUACGUGAAAUGGAGAGGAGUGCUUUUCCUUCGGUUUUUAUUCUCUCUUGUUGACGAAUCAGAAAAAAUAAGAGAACUAGCUGAUUACCUCUUUGGCAAUAUAUUAAAAGCAAAGGCACCACUUCUAGCUUAUAAUAGUUUUGUGGAAGCCAUUUUCGUUCUAAAUGAUUGCAAUGCCCAUACUGGAAAUGGUAAUUCUCGGAGCUCACGAACUGAGAGCCGAAUUUUCUCUAUUAGAGGUAGUGAUGAAAAUUCGAGGUCUAAAAGAAUGCACAUCUACAUUUCAUUGCUGAAACAAAUGGCUCCGGAGCACCUUUUAGCCACUUUUGCAAAGGUAUGUGCGGAGAUCCUGGCGUCUGCAUCUGAUGGUCUGUUGAAUAUACAAGAUGCUACUGGACAGUCAGUUCUGCAGGAUUCUUUCCAUAUUCUUGCUUGCAAAGAGAUCCGAAUUCCAACCAACCGUGGAUCAUCAUCUGACAUGGCAGAGAUGGAUGAAGAAGGUGGAGAUGCAUCUGCUGCUGCUAGAGGAAGAGUUAUAACUCAAGCAGUCAAAAAGGGCCUCAUCCAAAACACCAUCCCCAUAUUCAUAGAGCUGAAACGUCUCUUGGAGAGCAAGAACAGCCCUUUAAUUGGUUCCCUCAUGGAAUGCCUCCGAAUCAUUCUCAAGGACUACAAGAAUGAGAUUGAUGACAUAUUGGUUGCCGAUAAGCAACUUCAGAAGGAGCUCAUUUACGACAUGCAAAAGUACGAAUCAAUGAAGGCCAAAUCAACAGUUGCUGAAGCUGUUGCAACUGUGCAAAGAUCAAACACAUUCCAUUCACCUGGAAUCCCUAAGGUUUCAAAUGGAGCAAGCAUACAGAAUAAGAUCCCCGAGAAGUUAAGAAGUAAUAAAAAAGUGGCAUCAGCCGUGGCAGAUGCAGUAGCUGCAGUUACAGCUAGGUCCGUGCUGAGGGAAGUGAAUCAAGGUGAAUCAACACCGCCACUCAGUGCCAUGAGUGUGCCGAAGCUCAAGUCUUCCGUUGGAGGAAUGGUUUCUCAAGGAGAUCGGCCUGCAGCUGUGUUGGAAUCUGUAAGAAGAAGACAAGCUUUUGAUUCUGAUGAAGAGAACUGAUUGCUCGUCUAAUACAUUUAUCCACCUUUGAGUCCUAGAAAUUGAAGAAAGGCUUUUGAGGCUGUAGUGUAUACAAGAAAUUCUCUGUUCAAUGUUUAAUUUUUCUGGGAGGAAGAAAGAAUAUGUGAAAUAAGUACAAGUGAGAUGUAUGUUACAACUAGAAGCUGUUUCUUCUGGAUUAUUUGUAGAUAUAUGUAUGUGUGCAUAUUUGUAGUGC